Paramecium sonneborni is the source of this 547-nucleotide messenger RNA. The record is from the annotation of a GenBank genome assembly. NCBI's taxonomy places the organism in Eukaryota, Ciliophora, Oligohymenophorea, Peniculida, Parameciidae.
UAAAUAAUCAUCAUAUUCUUAAUGGCUAAAAUAAAUGCAUAAAGUUCAAUUAUUACAAUUUUGCCAAAAAAAAUGGAAGACACUGAAUUUGAUAUUUGAACAUUUACAUUAUGUACAAUGAAGUAAUCAGAAAGUGCACAAAAUUAAUCUAUAGUUAUCUGUCGAUGAAUAUUUGAUUUUUUAUAUUCAAUUCUUAGUUAAGUAAUUUUACCUUAACCUUAUGAAUUUAAAGUUCUAUGAAUUUGCAAAUGAUCAACUCAUUCCCUCACAACAAAUUAAAUUUACAACAGAGCUAGUUGAUUCACAAGUAUGAAUUAAACAAGGAGAGCUUCAUAUAUUUAAUAAAUCAGUGACAAGUUGAAAAGGAGAAUCAGCACUGAAAGUUUGAGAAUAUAAUAUUUAAAUGAAGAUUGAAUUCUUCUAUCAGGAACACAAAUAUUAUUUGAUUAAACAUCCAUUUUAGUGAAUUACUAUUUGGAAUGACAAUAAUUAUACUAGAAAUGCAUAUUAAAUAACAAGAAAGACUAUUACAAAUUAAACAAGUAGG